AUGGCAGGCGAGACGGCGGGGGUGGGGCUCUUUUUCCAGCAGGACGCCCAAGGGACCAUCUUUGUGGCUUCCUUGACACCUGGAGCUGCGGCAGAUCGAACUGGAGUGAUCCAGAAGGGAGACAUCGUUCUGAAAGUUGAUGACGUCACGGUGACUGGAAUGAGUCUGGCCAAAGUCAGAGACUAUGUCAUCGAGAAGAACAACGAUUAUGCGGCUCAGAAAGACAAGCUCUCUCAGCUGUUACAGAGGAAUCAGAUUGAAGAUCCACGAGUGAAGGAGCUAGCGAACGAGCUCAAGUCAAGAUCAGAGGAUCUCCGACAGCUCCAAGAGACACGGAUUCGGACCAAGGAGCGGCAGACAGACGCUGAAAGGAGGAGAAUGGAGACGCAGACCCGUCUCGAGAGGGAGUGUGCGGAGAAGCUGAACAUCGAAUCCCGACUAAGGACCGUCAAGAACGAGAGCGCGGAUUUCGAAAGAGCAUUCGAAGAAGAAUUUGCACUGUGGAGAAAUGUCCAAGAGAAACUGAAGCACGAUGUCGAAAUCGAGGUCUCCUCCAAGCAAUUAGCCGAAGAGGCGCUUUCACAGGCAUUCUCAGCAUGUGGAGAGCAGACUCAUCUUUCUAACGAGAUGUUGGACCUGAGGCUCAAGGAGCAACGCAUCUCGCGCUGUCUCUCCAACGUGCAUGAUGCUCUCGAUAAGGCAUCGAGACUGAACGAUGUCGUCGAUCAAGAGCUCCAUGCCUACACUCCUGCUCUUGACGCAGCGCAAGGAUGGUUCUUGAACGAGCUAGUCACUACCCUGAGGAAUUUGUCCUUUGGCAACAUGCCUGAUAAUACUCGAUCGACUUCACAGACUGUCACAGGAAACACACAGCUCAACAUGCCAGGGAUGCCGCCACAGCAGCAGAAUGUGAUCCCAGCACCAAGAACGCCGAGGAGUCCGAUGCACAACACAGAAGCCAAUGCUGACAUCGACAUCGACAGCCUUGUGAUGAAGUACGGACUGAACUUCGACGAUCAUGGUUAUGCCCCGCCGAAGCCUCCUGCAACUCCUCCUCGUCCCAAAGACCUGGAGGUGUUGGCCUAA
Molecule: messenger RNA, 1086 nt
Organism: Guillardia theta CCMP2712
Lineage: Eukaryota; Cryptophyceae; Pyrenomonadales; Geminigeraceae
Exons: 15
Coding region: 1-1086 (361 amino acids)
Molecular function (GO): protein binding
Source: RefSeq, a predicted model, not a curated record